Rhinolophus ferrumequinum (greater horseshoe bat) is the source of this 3167-nucleotide messenger RNA. It is a transcript of the gene NCMAP, whose product is annotated as non-compact myelin associated protein. The transcript has 4 exons. Bases 225 to 530 code for a protein of 101 amino acids. Gene Ontology annotation, biological process: regulation of myelination; peripheral nervous system myelin formation. Gene Ontology annotation, cellular component: Schmidt-Lanterman incisure; paranode region of axon; plasma membrane. Lineage: Eukaryota; Metazoa; Chordata; Mammalia; Chiroptera; Rhinolophidae. Gene Ontology annotation, molecular function: structural constituent of myelin sheath. The record is from RefSeq and is a predicted model, not a curated record.
CUCUGAUGUGGCAGGAACAGAGAUGUAAUUGAGAGCCCUCAGUCCUGAGAUGAGGCAAGAUAUGCUCUGAGAUUGCUCACUGUUCUCUAAGAAAGAAGAGUGGCGGGGCUCAUCUGAAAGGGAAUCGCACCUGGAACUCAGGAGGUUCCCAGGAGGCCAUCCUGAAGGAUUUGCUGAGGGGCCUGUAUCCUGGUGGCCUUAGGUGGCUGCAUUACUGGAUCGAGAUGACCACAGCCACUCCUUUGGGGGGUACCACCUUCUUCUCAUUGAACGUGACCAGAGAAGAAGACUUUCUGUACAAGAGUUCUGGAGCCAUCGUUGCCGCCGUUGUGGUGGUUGUCAUCUUGAUCUUCACCGUGGUGCUGGUCUUGCUGAAGCUGUACAACAGGAAAAUGAGGGCAAGACGGGAGUUGGAGCCCAAGGGCCCCAAGCCAGCCUCCCCUUCUGCCCAGGGUGCAAACAGCGGCAGCAGCCCACACCCUGCAACUGUGACCUUCAGCCCUGUUGAUGUCCACGUGGAGUCUCGGUGACUCCCACCGUGAUGUUAUCUUGGCCACUGUCUGAAGAGCCAUCUCCAGUCAAGACCAAGAAGCACAUUUCUCCUCUGGCAGCUUCACUAUGAGUUCCUUCCCGUCAGGUCUACAGGGCCAAUGCAUGCAAACCCUGAUGCUUCAGGCAACUCCCAUCCUGCCCUGCCCUGCCUUGCCCCGCCCCAUCCCAACUACUAUGUCCCUAUUCUUGCCGCUACCCUACUCUUUUCUCAUCUGAGUAAGUAGAACUAUGUUGGGAAUCCACUGAUGUGUGUUUGGCUCUCUUCCCCCAAACACAACAGCCAGCCAGCCAGCCAGAUAGCCCAGGAGUCUUCUGGUCAGGGUCAAGGCUCCUGAGCGUGUCACUACAGGGUCUGCCACUGGGGUCAUAUCAGAUUAAGGGCCAUAUCCACCGCUUUGCAGAGCAAAAUAAUUCAGCCCCAUAAUCAGGCAGAGGAGAACUAACUUGGACUAACUACCCAGAAAACUAGCUCGUUAAUUUGUAAUUUGUUGCAGUAUUAGAUGACCACUAGCUAGCUUCUGAUGAUCGGUCAGCACGUUUUUCCCUCUUUAAGAACGGUUACGGGGAAAACUGAAUUCUUCUCCACAGGUUUCUACUUCAUUAAUAAAGAGUCAGAUUAGGAGGAAUAGGGUGACCUUGAGGAAUAAUGGCCUCGAGGACAAGCUUGUUGCAGUGUCCAUGGACCUGGUGGCUGCUCAGGGCCCCUUCCCUUCUCGCUCUCCCAGCUGGAUUUUCCCUGACUCAGUCUCAUUUCCUAGCUCCCCUUGAUUUUGGAUUCUGAGCAAUCCUCAUUCUCCGGUUAACACAUUAUUACCUCCGAGGACCAGUAGUUGGAGACUGAUUAAAUUAUAACUUUGUGUUACCCAUACCCUUCCUGGUUGCCUUACGGAGAUUCAUGACAUAUUUAAAGUACCACAUUCACAUACCAUGUCUCCAUAGAGAGCUGAUUUCUUUGAUUCCUUAGCCUGGCGUACAAUCUACUGAGAAGGGAAAGCAUUUUGGAAUUAAGACCUGUUUUCCAAGCCCUACUUCCUGGUCAUGUGGCCUUGGAAAAGCGACUUGACCUCUCCGUAUUUGGUUUCCUAAUCAUGAAGUGCGAAUGAUAACAUCUCUCUAACGGGGUUAUGAUAACAAGUCAAGGUCUUAGUAAAGCAGCUGUGAUAAUGCCUGGCUCCAGCAAAUGCUGAAUAAAAGGGGGCCAGCAUUAUUAUCAUUAUGCUAUUUCUUCAACUGCAAAAACAUAAUUUUUUACAUUGUAAUGAUUCUGAAAUCAGAAUAUGUCUUAAAAUUGAUGGGUCCAUUAAUGCAGUUGUAUUUCUCUCUCAAAAACCUGUUUCCUUUAAUCAAUCAUGCAUCUUACAAUUGAAAGCAUCUUGGAAACAAGGUAAUAAAUCCUUAUUCUGUUACAGAAAGUGACACACUCUGACAUUUAACCUCAAAUUCUAGGAGUCUCUCCCUUUUGGGGUUAUAAUCCCUUUGGAGGGGAAAUUGAGGGCCAGGGAGGUAAGAGGACCGUCCCCUGGGUCACACAGCUCAUGUCAUCCCACUAUAAAAAUGAUCACGUGAAUAUGUCUGGAGAAGUGUUGGCAAAUUCUUCCUCCCCAGACAUCUUUUCUCCCUACUGUGUUUAAAUACUUGUAUCCACCAAGUACCAGGCACGUUGCAAGGUUAUUUCACAUAAGUUAUCUCAUAGGAUUUAUUUUUCCCAAUAACUCUACGAGGUAUUCUUUUUCCACGUGCAGAUAACAAUUUCAAACACAAAGAGAAAAAGUACUUGUCCGUAGUCACACAGCUAAUAAGUUGCAAAGACAAGACUCAAACCCAGGUCUGUUUGACUCCAAAGUCCGUCUUUUUGUUGUAUCACACUCUUCUCCAUCUUGGCUCAAAGAACAUAGAUGCGUUUGUGGGUUGAACAAGAGGAGGACAACCUUGUCCAUGUGUCUGAGUAGAGGUCAGGGGUCUAGCUUCCAAAUCAAAAGUUGGGGCAAAUCCACUUUGGUAGCCACCUUUGGGCUUCCAUGAUUGCAGCAAAAAGAGCCCUUACUAAACCCACCCAAGCUCUAAGGAUUCCUGCUUCAUUCCCCCACCACUUAGGCCCAAGGAGUAAGGUGUGGAUCCAGGGCAAAGCCAUUUCUUUAAAGACUCAAGCCCCAAAUAGAUAUGUUUCCCAAACAUAUUCUGCUCUAAAAAAACCUUUUUUUUUUAAUGUUCCAGCCCUACCACCAGGCUCUUCUGCCCAUGAGAGAAUCAAUCGUCCUGGAAUUACUAGGGGAAUUAUCCUCUAGUAUAUGUUCUUUUGCUAAAUGAAAGCUUGGAAAUGGAGGAAGGAAGGGAAAGCAGAGCGGUGAGGGAGAGGAAAUAAAAGGGUUUUAAUGUUUUGUUUUAACUAAUAAAAGUCCUUUUAAGGCUCCCAUGUGCAAGUUGGGGUGCUACUAAAGACAUUAAGUCACAGUCCUUGCUCUCAAGGAUUCUGCAGCUGGCCUGUGACAGGGACCUUGCAACACGGUUGUGUAUUUCGUUUCUGACAGGUACCUUUCCUAACUGAGCAGAUGCUGCCUUAUUUGGCCACUAAAUCAAUAAAAGAUAUUAAAUGCUUAAAGAAAAAUGUCUAAAAA